UAGUUUGUCUAGAUUCUAGAUCUAUAAUAUUUUAAUACUGUUACUGUUAGAGUCUAGAUCUAGAUCUAGAUCUACAUAAUAAAAAAGACAUCUAGACAUCAUGUCUCAGUAUGGACAUCCUGCUUACCCACAGGCUUCUGGACCAACAAAUCAGUUCCCACAGAAAGGUGCUCUGCCAUAUGGACAAGGAAGUGCUCCACCAUAUCCUCAGUCAGGUACUUCUCCUUAUCCUCCCUCUGGUGCUCCACCGUAUCCUCAAGCAUCACAUUCUCAAGGGGGUGCUACAGCAUAUCCACCUGGAAAUGCUCCACCAUACACUUCAGGAGGAGCACCACCAUAUUCUCAAGGUAGUGCUCCAUCACACCUACCAGGAGGAGCACCACCCUAUCCUCAAGGGGUCACUCCAUCAUAUUCUCAAGCUGGUGCGCCACCCUAUCCCCAACAAGGAGUCCCUUCACUGCACCCUCCAGGUGGUGCUCCACCCUAUCCACAAACUGGCACAGCUCCCUCUCAUCAGCCUCCUUAUCCUGGGCAAGAUGUAAACGCUCAAACAAGACCCACUGCACCUCCUCGAGGCCCCAGCCCUGCUCCUCCAGGACAAAAUCCUUAUCCACAAGGUACUGCCCCAUACCAACCAACAGGUCAGUCUCCAUAUCCCCCACUAGCUCAAGGAGCACCUCAUCAACAAGGUGCUGCUCAGGCUCCUUAUAACCAAGGUCAAGCUCCAUACCCUGGUGCACCACCAUACCCAGGACAAGCAGCAAAUCGGGCUCCUUAUCAGGCUCAAGGGUCAGGUUACCCAGGUCAAAACAUGCCUCCAACCGGUCCUUCAGCAGUUGGCGGAGACAGAGUUGUCAGGCCUGGCACAGACCAGUUCAAAACACGAGUAGAAAUCACUUUGGAGUGUAGAAACCUCCUAAACAAAGACAUCCUAUCCAAGUCUGACCCUUGUGCAGUUCUGUACAUGAUCCAGCAAGGAAGAUGGUAUGAGGUGGGAAGAACGGAAAAUGUUAAGAACAAUCUGAAUCCUAAAUUCUCCAAGACCUUUGUAAUCAACUAUUUUUUUGAAGAAGUGCAGAAGAUUCUUAUAUCUGUCUACGACAUUGACAAUGUGACCCCACAGUUGACAGAUGAUGACUUUCUGGGUCAAGUGGAGACAACGCUUGGCCAGAUUGUGUCUAACUCUCCUUUUACUUCUCCACUUUUGCUGAAGAAUGGAAUGAAGGCUGGCCAGGGAGUGAUCAUUAUUAAGACUGAGGAGAUAAAAGAAGGUUGUGAAACAGCUCUGUUGACAUUCAGGGCUACCAAACUGGACAAGAAGGAUUUCUUUGGAAAGUCUGACCCAUAUCUAGAAAUUCAAAGAGCAUCAGCUGAUGGGAGUUGGCAAGUUGUUCAUAGAACAGAGGUUGUAAAAAACAAUUUAAACCCAAGCUGGAGACCCUUUGAACUAUCAGUACAAAAGUUGUGUGGUGGAAAUAAGCAACAAAAUAUUAAGAUUGACUGCUAUGACUGGGACAGUGACGGCUCUCAUGACUACAUCGGUGGAUUUGUCACAACAUUCAAUGACAUGGCUAAAGCUGUGCAACAAGAGGUUUCAUGGCCAUGUGUGAAUCAAGCAACAAAGGCCAAAAAGAAAAGCUACACUAAUUCUGGGACUAUUUUACUGACUUCCUGUAAAAUUAUAAAAGAGUAUUCUUUCUUGGACUUUAUCCAAGGUGGAACUCAAAUUAAUUUCACAGUAGGCAUAGAUUUCACAGCAUCUAAUGGCAACCCCUCCCAGUCCUCAUCUCUCCAUUACAUUAAUCCAUAUCAGCCAAAUGAGUACAUGGCUGCCAUCAAGGCUGUGGGUGAGGUCUGUCAGGAUUAUGACAGUGACAAACUUUUUCCAGUUCUGGGUUUUGGUGCCAGGAUCCCACCAAAAAUGGAAAUUUCCCAUGAGUUUGCUGUCAACUUCAACCCACAAAAUCCUUAUUGCUCUGGCAUAGAUGGGAUCUUACAAGCUUACUAUAAUUGUAUACAACAUGUUCAACUGUAUGGCCCAACUAAUGCUGCACCUAUCAUACAGCAUGUGGCUAGAUUUGCUCAGACAGCACAGAUGGAAGAACCAUCCAAAGGACCUCAUGCUUACUUCAUUUUACUCAUGUUAACUGACGGCGUCCUCAGUGACAUGUCCAACACUAGAACUGCUAUAGUUGAAGCCAGUAAACUGCCCAUGUCAUUAAUUAUUGUUGGUGUUGGUCAAGCAGACUUCAACGACAUGAACAUCCUGGAUGGUGACAAUGGAGUAUUGCGGUCAGCCAGUGGGGAGCCUGCUAAAAGAGAUAUAGUCCAGUUUGUCCCAUUUAGGGAUUUCAGAAAUAGUAGUCCUGUAGAAUUGGCCAGACAUGUGCUUGCUGAAGUGCCAAAACAAGUCACAGACUACUACAAGAUGAGAGGUCUGCAACCAGUUAAGAAACCAGAAGUCUAAUUAACAUCACAUUCAUAUGAUAUUUAUAAUUGAAAUUAAUACCAAAUUCUCUAAAAUGAAAAUGUGUUUUAACUAUUCUUAAAAAUUUUUUUUUAUAGAGAUCUAAUAAUUUAUCAAGUAUCUUUUUUUUUUCAAUAUGUCAAGUAUUUUUUUCUUGAUUAAUAAAAACAAAAUGGAGAUAAUUUAAUUUUGAUACCUUUAAACUUUCUUGUACAAAAAAUAUUUUAAUUUCAAUAUCUGUAAUGAGUCAUAUUUUGUGUUUUUGUUCUUCAAUAUUCAACCUCAUGUUUUCAAAGAUAAAUCAAUAUUUUUGACAUCUAUAAUUUAGCUGUCUAAAAUUUCUUUUCCAUGUUGUACAUCGUAUAAAAUACAGGCGUUACUAAGAAGAUGAAGUAAAGUACAUGUAGAUGAAGUCAAUUAAUAUAUUCUUGUACCUUUCAGUUUUUUUUUUUUAUUUUUAGUUCAGACACAAUGUAAUUAUCAUAUGCUUCUGGAACACAAGAGAAUUAUCACUUACAUCAGUUAUAAGGUAUUUAAAAAGAAUAAUCUCUGCCAAAAAAAAAAGAAUGAAAAAGUUUUAAACUUCGUAGACUACUGCUUUAAUAUCAAGUUCUAGAAAAAGAAAAGUUAUUUUUUUUUUUUUUUAGUUUUACAUUUUAACUGUCAACAAAGUUGUUUUUUUAUUACCAUUGCUAUGUUUUAACCAGCUCAAUGCCAAACACAUUUUAAAUCUGUAAUCCCAUGAAGGCUAUUGAUGUCAUUAAAUAGUUUUGUGGAUUAUUGUAUGAUAGAAUUACAAAUGUAAGUAGGCUACAUUAUAUUCUAAUAUUUAGAUAUAUUAUGAAGCUUUUAGGAAAUGUAGCAUAUGAAAUGAAAACAUUGUUAUUUCUGUUGUCAUUGUUUAGAGUGAACCUUUUUUUUUCUGUAGUGUGUAGUGUGUUGAGAGACUUAAAAUGAUUGGAAACUCUUUAUGUAUAUAUAUUUAUAUAUAUUUCUUUUAAUCUGUUGUUUCUUAUGCAGCUUAUUUUUUUUUUAUGUUCAAUAUUAAAACUGUUGUUUGUUUUUUAAAUAACCUUAUCAAUGGGGGGAAUAAAUCUCUAAGGUAAGCAGACCUUAACUGGCCAAUAUUUGUGACAAGUUUCCAAGGUUAAAACAGCCACUGAAUAAAAAUCUAGAGUGGUAACCUUGCCGCAGUUGUAUUUCUUUCAAAUGAGUAUCUUUUGUACUAUCAGCAAUUACUAAGAAUGAAGUUUUAAUGACCACAGAACUUUAAAGUUAGAUGUACCAGAUGUAAGAAUCAAUGAGAUUUAUUCAAGAUGUACCUACGAAAUAGGAUACAGUGACUUCUUUUUCUGUUUUGGUGUGUUUUUAAAUUUGUGAUAUUCAUAGUUUUCUUAUUACUUUUGCUGCUCAGUUCUUAUACAAUUUUUAGCAUUCACUAUAAAGAAUUUGAAGUGCCUAGUUUUAUUGAUACAUUUCUUUUUGUGAAUCUAUUUUUUUUUAAAUAUUUUUAUAACUAUGGUGGCUAUGUGGAUGAGUUAUUGUGUGUGUGUGUAAUUAACUAACAGAUGAUACAGGCCAGUGCUAGGCAAGUGGUUAACAGUGACAAUGGGCAAGAGGGGGGACACAGCAGGAAAGAUCUGUGUUCUGAACUCUUCUCUUGCAAUUCAUGGGUGAUACAGUCAUGAGAUCACUCAGAAGGAACAGACAAUGUUCUUUUGCUUUUUAGAAGGCCUUUCUCAUGUACAAGACCAUGUCAGCUUUUUGAAUUUAUUUAAUAGAUAUGCAAACAUAUUUAAUCUUUAUUUAUGCUGUCAAGUCCUGGAAAUUUCUAUUUUCAUUGAUAGAUAGGAUUUAAAAUCCCAAGGAUCAGAUGUCCAUUCAUUAUAUGAUUAAAAUUAUAUACAUAUAUAUUAGAAACUGCUUUUAAAAUGUUUUGAAUUAAACGAACAUAAUUAGAUAAUGAAAAUUAGUUUUAUUUUAAACAUUCAUCAAUCAUGAUUCAGAAAACUGAAAAAGUAGUCCUUUGAACAAUUUGUUUUUAUUUUUGUAUAGAUUGUGUUCUUCAUAUAUCUUGUACAACAGGAAUGUCUGUUUUUAGGUUAUAAAAUCUGUUUGUACAUAUUUUCUUAUAAUGUACAAUGUUAGGAUGACCAAAUUAUUUUAUCUUUUUUUCAUCUUGAUAUUGUAUGUAUUUUUAUGAUAGUAACUAUCCUUGUGAUGUAUUAUGACAAUCUUUAUCAGAAUAUUAAAUGUAUGUUGUCAAAGUUAUAUAC
Biomphalaria glabrata is the source of this 4743-nucleotide messenger RNA. Its product is annotated as copine-3-like. The transcript has 18 exons. Gene Ontology annotation, cellular component: plasma membrane. The record is from RefSeq and is a predicted model, not a curated record. The coding region runs from base 101 to 2467 and encodes 788 amino acids. Lineage: Eukaryota; Metazoa; Mollusca; Gastropoda; Planorbidae. Gene Ontology annotation, molecular function: calcium-dependent phospholipid binding. Gene Ontology annotation, biological process: cellular response to calcium ion.